Molecule: messenger RNA, 1273 nt
Organism: Tilletiaria anomala UBC 951
Lineage: Eukaryota; Fungi; Basidiomycota; Exobasidiomycetes; Georgefischeriales; Tilletiariaceae
Product: MFS general substrate transporter
Exons: 5
Biological process (GO): transmembrane transport
Cellular component (GO): fungal-type vacuole membrane
Molecular function (GO): transmembrane transporter activity
Source: RefSeq, a predicted model, not a curated record
UUUUUUUUUGUAACACUCGGGUUGGUUUACAGUUUUGGCGUCACACAGCGAGUGCUCAUUCAACGUGGAUUUGCGAGCGCUAGUGUGCUGGGAUGGGUUAGUGCAAUAACAGUGGUCUACUCGCCGCUGCUUGCUAUUCCACUGCAAAUGCUCGUCCUUCGCUGGGGGAACAGGAUCACAGGACAGGUCGGCGCCAUUCUUACGGGUACAGGAUACAUCGCCACUUCUUUUUGCUUUUCUCAGCAGUCUAAGGGAGCUUCGAAGCUGGCGCCUCUGUUCCUUGCCCAGAGCCUGUUUGGGGUAGGAUACGCUUUCGUCUUUUGGUCUUGCAACUCCAUCGCUGCCCAGUGGUUUCCUGCACGGCGUGUCGGACUAGCCAUCGGCAUCGUGUACGCUGGGAGCGGCCUCGGCGGUGCCUUCUUCUCCAUUCUGCUCUCGCAACUUGUCGAGCGCAUUGGCCUCGAGAAUGCACUGAGGGCCUACGGCGCACUUGCUUUGGGAACGCUGGUGCCUGCGAGUGCGUUUUUGAAGACAAGGCAGGCAGAGAGGGGUCAGGAGAUGAAGAUCCACUGGCACCUCGCGAGGGACCGAAAAUUCAGCUUUCUGUUCGGCGCGACCUCACUCGUGACAUUUAGCCUCUUCGUGCCGCCUUUUUUCCUACCAACAUACGCGUCUUCCGCUGGCUUUUCGCCUAAUGUGGGCGCAUGGCUUGUAGCCGGCUACAAUCUCAGCAGCGCCGUGGGGCGUAUCCUCUUCGGCAUCCUCUCUGAUAGCCUCCUUGGGCCCGUGACGACGCUGACGCUCUGCAUCUUUCUCUUUGGAGCGACGAUCCUCUCGAUCUGGCUGCUAGCAGCGUCCUCGCUCGUACCACUCAUCGCGUUCAUCCUACUGAAUGGCGCCGCGGGCGGAGCGCUGCUCUCGCUGCAGCCAGCUGUCAGCGCAAGUGUUUGGAGCGAACAUGGCGGCACCGGCGGCGGCGGAGGAGGUCGAGGAGAAAUGCAGAGCGUGCUAGCUAUGACCACGUCCGGCCGCGUCUUUGGCAGUUUGCUCGGUGCACCGCUCGCAGGGUACCUUCUCGACACGUUCGGUGGCGCCGGGUUCGGCACUGGCGCGUACAGACCUGCACUGCUCUUCGUUGGAUGCAUCUCGUUCUUGGCAUGCGCGAGCCUCUACGGACUGCGGUGGAGCGUUGUUGGCUGGUCCAUCAAGAAACGCGUCUGAGAGGAAGAGGAGGAAGUGCGGGAUGUUUUGAUUGCUGUUGGCUGUUGUACCA